Messenger RNA from Meloidogyne enterolobii, 360 nucleotides. The record is from the annotation of a GenBank genome assembly. Lineage: Eukaryota; Metazoa; Nematoda; Chromadorea; Rhabditida; Meloidogynidae.
AAAAAACACCAGAAAACACCAAAACAAAAUGAAAUGGAAUUAUUAAAAAUUCUGCUGCUGCUUUCCCUAACUUUAUUAAUAGUUGUCGUCACAUUAUUUUUGCUAGCACUUUUUUGUUACUUUCCACCUUCUUGUUCAUUUUUAUUGCCUAUGGGAUUGCGGAGAAAAUGUAAAAACACUGUUGGCCAGGGAAAUUCAGAACAAGUGGAGGUUUCUAGAUCUGAUGGAUCUAAUGGAUUUUAUGGAAAUCUCCCAGACAGAAGAAAUACAACCGAAGGGCAAAAACAACCGCCUGCUUCUGCUUCUGACGUUCCAGAAAUUGUAUUAACUACUGCCUCUAUGAAAAUGAGGAGACUUUGA